Molecule: messenger RNA, 1797 nt
Organism: Drosophila suzukii
Lineage: Eukaryota; Metazoa; Arthropoda; Insecta; Diptera; Drosophilidae
Gene: Drip
Product: aquaporin homolog protein drip
Biological process (GO): transmembrane transport
Cellular component (GO): plasma membrane
Molecular function (GO): channel activity
Source: RefSeq, a predicted model, not a curated record
UGCGCUCGAGCAGCGAACGUGGUAGCACAGCUUAAAUAAAUCCAGUCACAAUCUCCGAGAAAGAAAAGCCAAGACACGGCAACGGUAAUUUGGAAAAUUCGUAAAGGAAAUCGAGUUCGGAGCGGUUAAUUUAAUUGAAAAUAAUAAAAUCAAGUUAUUGUUCGUUGCGCUUUCCAAUUUCAAAGAAAAUAAUUAUUGAGCCCAGUGUGAAAAUAAACGAAACGACGAGAAACGCUGGAAAAACAGAAAAGGCAGUCGGGUGAAAUUAAAUUGACAAAAAAAAAAAACAACUCCACUUUUCGCUGUGGUCAAGUGCCUGACAAUUGUGCAACCUCAAGACUCUUAACCUUAACAAUUAUAUUUUGGCCACAAAAAACUAUUGGCACAAUUCAGUUUGAUUCAAGUGCUCGCUAACUCACUUUUACCCGCACCAGCGAUAAAAAAUUCAGCAAAAAGCGUGCUUUGAAAACGAAAGCAAAGCACAAGUUCGAUUCGAUUCGAUACGAAACCCCCCACGCUUGCCAAAUCUCAAGUGGCAGCCCCCAGAAGACAGUAGACCGAAGACAGAAGACCGAAGACAGAAGACAGCCAAAAUGGUUGAGAAAACAGAAAUGUCGAAAUUCGUUGGCGUUGCCGACAUUACCGAGAACAAGAAAAUCUGGCGCAUGCUGCUCGGCGAACUGGUGGGCACAUUUUUCUUGGUCUUCGUCGGCGUUGGCAGCACGACGAGCGGAAGUGUACCACAGAUCGCAUUCACCUUUGGCUUGACGGUGGCCACAAUCGCCCAGGGCUUGGGUCACUUGAGUGGCUGCCACAUCAAUCCAGCUGUCACCCUUGGCUUCCUGAUCGUUGGCGAGAUCAGCAUCCUGAAGGCGGCCUUCUACAUCAUUGUGCAGUGUGUGGGCGCCAUCGCUGGAGCAGCUGUGAUCAAGGUGGCACUCAAUGGAGUCGCUGGUGCCGAUCUGGGGGUUUCCUCCUUUGAUCCUUCCCUGGAUUCCGCACAGGCGGUGCUGAUCGAGGCGCUGAUCACCUUCAUUCUGGUGUUUGUGGUUAAGGCGGUUUCGGAUUCGGGACGUCAGGAUAUCAAGGGAUCGGCUCCUCUGGCCGUGGGUCUGGCCAUCACCGCUGGACAUCUGUGCGCAGUCAAACUGAGCGGUGCCAGCAUGAAUCCCGCCCGAUCCUUUGGCCCCGCUGUGGUGCAGGGUGUUUGGACCUACCACUGGGUAUAUUGGGUGGGUCCCAUUGCCGGCGGUCUGCUGGCCGGAAUCCUCUAUCGAUUCAUCUUCAAGGUACGCAAGGGCGACGAUGAGGCCAACUCGUACGACUUCUAGACAGUAACCGAAUACCAUAUAUGUAUUCUUGUAAAUGUCCGCACCCGCUUUCCAUUCGCAUCACACAUUUGCUUUCCAUCCAGGGUCACAUCGAAUUCGCUGCCGAAAUUUCUCUUAGAUUAGGUUUGCUCCACCAACCCAACCCAACCAGAACUUUCCGCACACAAUUGUAUCAUUUUUAUUUGUUAAAGAAUAAAAAAAAGGAAAUGUAUCGUUUUAGUUGUAACGCGAAGCUGUCACAUAAAAUAUGCAAUAUUGUAUUUGAGUAAUUUUAAGCUAAAUUAUAUGCACAACAUCAUUACGCGAAUCGAAGGAAAACUGUAUUGAAGCUUAACUAAAUUGUACCUCGAAAGCACUAUCCCAAGGAAAUCCGAACCAGCAAAUAUGGUUGAUUCUCAAUCAGUUGAUCACCACUUGUUGAGCACCUACGAAUUGUAUUAUGACUAUGUGUAAUAAAAAAUAUUAA